This is a messenger RNA of Necator americanus (New World hookworm), 399 nucleotides long. RefSeq lists its product as uncharacterized. The transcript has a single exon. The coding region runs from base 1 to 399 and encodes 132 amino acids. Lineage: Eukaryota; Metazoa; Nematoda; Chromadorea; Rhabditida; Ancylostomatidae. The record is from RefSeq and is a predicted model, not a curated record.
AUGUUUAAGACAGCUGCAACGGUUUCAUCUGAGGCUCAACGGCGUAUUGCCUCCGUAAACAUGGCUAACCACAUUGCUCAGUCCAAUGGGUACCUAGCAAAGGUCUCUCAUUCAAAUCGGAGCCAUGCAACUGAGCGGCGGUGCCACAUAGUAGAACAAACAAGAAAGAUCCCCUUCUGCCUUCCUUUUAUUUCGGAUGACAUGAGCAAUGCAGUGCGAGCAAGCUUACGACAGGCGGGUCUGCAAGACCCAGUCAGAAUAGUGGACAUACCAUCUGCGAACCUGAAGCAACAGCUAGUCCGCAUUCGUGACUAUGACAGACUUUAUGAGACACCUAACUGCAUCGUUUGUCCGAAUGGGAGGCAGGGUGAUUGCGUGGUAUCGGGGUUAUCUAUCUAA